GGUGUCUACAACCUAAUAGGGUAUAAUAGCUAGCUUUCCAAGGUCUUGCAAAUGUAGUUGCAAACGUGCAGGACUGGCGAAUUGUUCACAGUUCGCGCUACCAUGUCCUUGAUACAACAGAGUUACUCUGGCACGUCCAAGAUCCAAAUACCGAAGAAGGAACCAUCGACCUCGGAGAACCUUCCUGGACAUGGCUUAACGUGAAGGGAAAGGUGCGAUGCUCCAGAGCCUCGCGCAUGUCUAAUCUAGAAGCGGGUCUCGAUGCAAAGAUCGUUCUGCAAGAGCAACCGACGAAAAUAGCAACACGGGAUGCCUCAAUAGAUGUCCCAAGCGACGUUAUCCAGAUCGGUUCUUGCCUUGUCGAAAUCUACUCAGGUGUUCCGAGAGAAGACCGACAGGGCCGUAAAGCUGUCGACUGUGCUUUCGUAGUGACUAACCCAUUGUUCCAGCCUACCACAAGUGUCCGGAUGAUGCAAGCCUGGUGGUAUCCGGACACCCUUCCAGUAUGCGAUGGCCAUCUGUGGGCGCUGCCGCUUCACAGCGGUUACAAAUAUAGUAGAGUAAGCGGAUGGCAAUUUCACACCGUGGGAUUGGUCAUCGUUGCAGCACAGGAAAGACAGGGGUUUUGGAAGAGGGUAGGGGCCUACUUUCGCGAUGAGAGCUACUUCUAUGAUAGAAUGUCCCGUAAAUAUCAUCCAUAUAAGGAUGAGUUCAACACCGAUGCAUCCACAACAGGCGAGUCGGUUACGAGCGAGUCAGGUUCUGAUCAUGAACCUCGUGGGCGCGAUUUGUACGAAGAAGGGCUGACUUUGGAUGAGUUAAUGGAUCCAGAAAGGCUCGUUCGGAAGAAGUUUGGUUUACCUUACUCGACGCGAAGAAAGCAAGAAAGCGAUCCACGCAAGGAUGAGUCCCUUGAAGACGAGAUAGGUUCAGAAGAGCUGAAUGCAGGCACAUCCGAAAACGAGUCAAAUUUUGAGGAGCUGGCCUCAGAAGAUAAACCCAAAUUCGAAUCAGAUACAAAAGACGUUGAAGCAGAAGUCAUGUUUCCAUACAAGCCUAGGCAUGAAUCAGGCACCGAUAAUUCUAAUGCGGAUGAUUCGGACACAAAUAGUGGGAUCAUGUUGCGACUGUACCAAGGCCGAAAGCACUGGAUGAAGAAGCGACUUCGGCGUCGGAGGUGUCUGAUUCGACUCGCGUAUCAAUUCCCUCAAAAUCAUGGUUAUGCAACGUGUUAUUGGAUUAAUGGAAGUUUAGUAAUCCUGAACGCGCUAGCGCAAGCUUUACCACAACUAUUAAACUCCAUUGACUACGCAGCUAUUUCACUGCAGGUUGCAUAG
Molecule: messenger RNA, 1337 nt
Organism: Dothidotthia symphoricarpi CBS 119687
Lineage: Eukaryota; Fungi; Ascomycota; Dothideomycetes; Pleosporales; Dothidotthiaceae
Exons: 3
Coding region: 237-1337 (366 amino acids)
Source: RefSeq, a predicted model, not a curated record